AUGUCAAUCACAAACGAGUCCAUCUGGGCUCCCAGCCCCUCCACCACUCGUGGGCAGCCUACCCAGCUCUCAUCAGACCCCAAGGGUGAGCGACUAGCCUAUGCUUCCAAUAAAUCUAUCUUCCUGCGUUCUAUCGACGACCCCGCAGUCGCUCGCCAAUACACCGAACACAAGGCCCAGACCACCGUCGCUCGGUUCUCGCCCUCCGGAUUCUAUGUCGCAAGUGGUGAUGCGUCCGGUACAGUGAGAGUUUGGGAUUGUGUCGGAGAUGGUAUUACCAAGGGCGAGUACAACAUCGUCAGUGGUCGAAUCAACGAUCUGGCUUGGGAUGGUGAUUCGCAACGGAUCUGUGCCGUGGGUGACGGCAAGCAACGAUACGGCCACUUUAUUACAUGGGACAGUGGAAACACCGUUGGUGAAAUCUAUGGUCACACGCAACAGAUCAACUCCGUCUCGAUUAGGCAGCAGAGGCCCCUGCGCGCAGCGGCCGCAGGCGAUGACAAGAAGCUGGUCUUCUAUCAUGGAGCGCCCUUCAAAUUUAACACGGGAGUUGGAGACAAGCACUCCAACUACAUCUAUGGUGUCGGCUUCAGUCCUGACGGUUCGCACUUGGCGAGUGUUGGUGGAGACCGCAAGAUUUGGUUGUACGAUGGCAAGACUGGAGAGACCAAGGGCCAGAUUGGCGAGGGCGAGCACAAGGGCAGUAUCUUUGGUCUCUCGUGGAGCAAGGACUCGCGGAAAUUCGUCACCGCUAGUGCUGAUCGGACGGUGAAGAUCUGGGACGUUGAAGCCGGUAAAGCCACCCAGAGCUGGACUCUUGGCGAGGAAGGUGCAAUGGCUGUUCGCGAUCAGCAGGUCGGCGUUGUUUGGCCCCCUGGCCGAAGCGACAACCUGCUUAUCAGUUUGUCUCUCAGUGGAGACCUGAACUACUUGGUAGAGGGAACUCCUGAGCCCAGACAAGUAAUCUCGGGUCACCAGAAGAGCAUCACUUCCUUGAACCAGACCACUCUUGAUAACAAGGAAACUUUGUGGACAGGUAGCUUUGACGGACGAGUCUGCAGCUGGGACGUUUCUUCGGGCACGGCAGCGGAGAUCGAGGGUGAGAGCCACCCCGGCUACGUUGCUGGUCUCACCCCCACACCAGAGGGAUCUGGACGAAUUUACAGUGUUGGCUGGGACGACACCAUUCGCUCCAUUGACAUUGGUGCCAAGACAUACACUGGCAGUGCUUCCAAGCUGACCGGGCAGCCAAAGGGUGUCGCCGCAGACGAUUCCACUGUUCUGGUGGGUACCGCAGAAGCCGUUGAGAUUUUCCAAGAUGGUAAGAAAACCGGCGAGUAUAAGCCCAAGUUUUCCGUCACUACUGUGGCAGCUCAUGGCGGUGUUGCUGCUAUUGGUGGUGAGGACGGAUCUAUCCAGAUCUGCAAGGUUUCUAGCUCUAGCCUCUCAGGCGAGACUGAUAUCAAGGCCUCCCGCAACCAGAUCUCCACCCUUGCAUUCUCUCCAGAUGCUUCGCUUCUAGCUGUCGGAGACCUGCGAGGCCGUGUCCUGGUCUACAAGGUUGCAGAUGGCAGCCUCGUCACUGACCGCUGGACCGCACACACCGCUCGGAUCACAUCCUUGUCCUGGAACAAGGCUGGAUCGCAUUUGGUCAGUGGUUCGCUUGACACUAACAUCUUUGUAUGGAGCUUGGCCAACCAGGGUGACUGGAUUGAGUUGAAGAAUGCUCACAAGGAGGGAGUCAACGGUGUGACUUGGGUUGAAGGUAGUACAAAGAUUGCCUCGGCCGGUGCUGAUGCCGCAGUGAAGGUGUGGAAGGUUGAGGGGUUGAAAUAA
Penicillium verhagenii is the source of this 1836-nucleotide messenger RNA. RefSeq names its product WD40 repeat domain-containing protein. The record is from RefSeq and is a predicted model, not a curated record. The transcript is spliced from 3 exons. Gene Ontology annotation, molecular function: actin filament binding. Gene Ontology annotation, biological process: positive regulation of actin filament depolymerization; actin filament depolymerization. Gene Ontology annotation, cellular component: cortical actin cytoskeleton. Bases 1 to 1836 code for a protein of 611 amino acids. Lineage: Eukaryota; Fungi; Ascomycota; Eurotiomycetes; Eurotiales; Aspergillaceae.